AUGACCACUCGAGAGAAUUUCAAGGUGAUUGGGGACAUGCUUGAACUUGGACACCCACGCGAAGCGACAGCCCUGAUUGCAGUCAAAAAGUGGCUGACAACAUGUGUGCGCGACAUCGAUCGACUUACAAUAGAGGAAGUCAUGGCUGAUAUGGAAUUCUGGGGAUAUCUGCCCUGCAUCCUGGAUCGUCUGUUGCGCAGACAACUAGAAUUACAAUUGGAUGACAUUGAGGACAUCUCAGAUCUUUUCGAAGAAUAUCUUCUGGAUUAUGCUCUUAUUGUCGUUCAUCUCGUUCGCUUGGACAUCGCGUUCCUCACUGGCGUGGAGGGGGACGAAGACAUCGAUAUUUCGACGACCGCCUCUGGGAGAUAUCUCCACAGCUUGCCCUGGAUCAUCCAUGGCAUCCAGAUCCCUCUUUUCCAGGUCCUGGAGAGCCAAUUUUGCAUCGACGCACAUGCGUUUUCUGCUCGAAUCAAAGCUAAGAUCUUAGCUCCUCCAUUCGAUGCGUCGAGCGCAAUGAUGCAAUACGCCUCCAAGCUUGUUUCGUUGCUUCCGAAGUGCCCGAAACUCCUCGCCAUGCUUCCGGGCCCUCUGACCAAUAUGCUAUCGCUAUUUGAACGUGACACGGAUAUCGAUGAGAAUCGUGGUUCUGAUUCUUUAGUUGACACGCCUACCGAUUCGAACAGACUGCAGCCUUUUUACGAAACGAUUAGAGCAAUUGACAAAGCCUAUCAGAUCUUUGUGGGAAAGAAAUCGCAAUUGGCCACUGGCGAAAUGAGUGAUAGUCUGUUGGGCCCGAUUUUCCGCAGUUACAAGUUUCUUUGCCUCGGUUACCCGGAGUUCUUACUCCAACUGGCCCAGGAGCUAUCGGUUCAGGUACCCGAGGAAGCUGAUGCAGAACAAGCCGCACUCUGUGUUAUUUGGACAUGGAAAUUCGACAGCCUGAAAAGGCAGAUUAUGGAAGGUCGAAUGGAGCUCCGCGUUCACGGCGUGGAAGCGAUGCAGUCAGAUCUGAUUAGCAUCUGGAGUCAGAACAUAUCUCACAACCGGGAUGGGAAUGAGAUGCCGUUCUUGAAGUACAUGGUGGAAUACCUUCGGCGAAACAAGGUCCUUGAAUAUCUUGUGGGCAUUGACUCCCACCCACAGUUGAUUAGCCGCAGCAGUAACAUCUUCGGCUUUUUAAUUGUGACCGGCAAAUACACUGACCAUGACACUGAUGUCAUCUGGAAAACGGUCACUGAGAGUCAGGAUGAUCGGACUGUAUCUGAGGUUAUCGCCAUGCUCGCACGGACCUUUGCCAUGCAUCCAUUCAGAUCCAAGGCGUUGCUUUACGUGUGCUCAAAGGUGCUUGAGCUCCCUCUAGAUCGGUUUGACAGCCGCAUCAUCGAUUUCUGUGAGCAAUUGGUGCCUCGUAUGCGCGAGAGCCAAUCGGACAACGAUCGUGACUAUCGCAACCUGUCCAGCGGGGAGCAAGUUGACUCUAUUCCACUGAAGCUUUGUGUCCGCCUCAUUCGUGAGAGUUCUGGCGCGAAGGACCUACCCGCUGAACAAAAGGAGCUCAUGCAGGGAUUUGGAAGCGAGCAGCUGGCUCAGUUCAUCAAGGCCGGACUCAACGAAACUGAUAAGGCAGAAACAUAUGAGCGCUGCAUCCAAGACAUUGGGGAGAUGAAUGAAUGUGCUGCAGGUAGCAUACAAGUGUUGAAUGCACUCGUGCCUCGCGACGAUGCACGAGAGAUCUGGAAACUUGCUAACGAUUUCGACUUGACGCGCUUGGUGAUAAUUGAACUCCACCAUUUCGUCAGUGAAGACCACGCCAAACCCAAGGACCCGUCUUCAAAGCACGGCCUUUCCUCGAGAGUGGAAAUCAUGCGCCGUCUCAUUGAUCUGGCCCCGGAAACCAUCACUCCUGAUCUCGGUAACACUCUAUGGAAGGAGGUUCUCAUGUCUCAGAACUUGGCUCCUGACGAGCGUCAAGUGAUUUGGAAAAUGAUGGUUGAUCUCACAAAUCAUACCAGCAAAGAAAACCCGUUCCUUGAACGUUGCAUUCAUGAGUAUCUACCCGAAGUGCUUCCUAAGGAUUACUCUCGUGAGGUAUUGUGGUUCACACAACAGUCCGUCCACUACGAGAUCCGAAUCAAGCCCCCUUCCAUUGUCGGGGAGAAUGAAGUCAUAACCAUUCCUGGGAUCGAUCGAAUCUGGCAUCUCAUCCUCACGGCACCCCCGCAGUCAAUUGAAGCCGAGGCUAUCAAGUUUGCCAUCGAUAGCUAUUUGGACCACGGCGUUGUUCGCAGAUCCCCCCGAUCGGCCAUUGACGCUACCCACAUUGCCCUUGUCAAGCAAUGUGUUGACCAACUGAAAUCCGCCGCUGCCGCGUUGAAAUCGCCAUGCAAUGAAAGAACCGAUGGCGACGUCGCCAUGGAUAUUGACAAAUCCAACAAUGAGACUGGGACCGAUGAGCUCACGUUCAGUCGUUCUCUGCAUUUCCUUCGUCAACUGCUGCAUGGACUGCGAACUAGACCGCAGUACAGCUCCCCUCGUGGCUCUCCGCCUACCCUCCCGGAACGUCCUCUGAAGGGCGAUCCCGUUGAAUUCAGAUACCAAUGUUUCAAUGGCACUACCACAUCAAAAAUCUGCUCUGUCCGCAUUGGUGGUCUUUCCACGGCUUCGGAGCUUGUAGAAAUGCUCGUUCAACUCAGUCGAUUUUCCAAAUUUACUGCUAUACUUGGUGGACAGAAAGUCGAGUUACUUCAAGACCCAGAGGCCCUCGUGCAGAACCUGAAGCUCUCUUCCGGUUUGCUCAUUCUUCGAAAAGCCCCGGAUGCCCACGAAGUCACCUGGGCUGGGAGACGUCAGUCCCUGACAGCAGUGGACAACGAAGUACUUCAACACUUCGACGAGCUAUAUGAUUUGCUGGAUCUGAAGGAUGACUUAGCUCGGCAGAUCAUUGAUUUCUUGGUUGUCUUCCCGCCUCAGGCGCAAGCGCUAGAACUCGUUCGGUCGAAGAACAAUUCCGAGACAGACAUGUUCCCAUUGCAGCGGCCCUUCAAGGCUCUGUACUCGUUGAGCACAUUGUCAAUGUGUCUUCACGAGGAGGCUGUAGAAAUGCCUCCAGAUCAAGGCUUUGUCUCUCACAGCGUUCAAGUUUUGGUUGCAUUCUUGACAUCAGAUGAACUGUUUGGUUCCUUCUCCAGUAACUCCAUAACUGUUCUGCUAGCUACGAGAGCCAUCGAAUGCCUUCUGCUAGCUAUAUCUGUGUAUCGACCCGAAGAUGAUGAAGCUGUCCUCAUCGCCAACCCACAGUCCUUGGUCCCACGCAUUCUUGAAUUGCUUGAGAUUGGUCGCGCGAGUCCUACUGAUCCACGAGCUGGUACAUGUGCCCAAGGCCUGAUUUGCAAUUCUUUCGCAGUUCUAGUCGAGGGUUCAUUGCGCGACAUCAAUGUCUGGAAUGCCGUUAAGCAACACGCCAAGUUUGAUGAGUUGAUCCUAUCACUUCUCCUGGAAGAAACACGCAAAUCAAUUCGAACGGAUAUUCUCGAACGUUUGAAGAUAGUUUGCGGUCCCUUGAAGCCAUUUAAGCUGUCAAUGAAAAAGAUUGAUGUGGAAUCUUCUGUUGCAGAGAACCCAAAUCGGAUUGACAUGCUUGCCACUCUUUGGUCUUCCAUUUUACAGGUCAUCCCCAAGACUAUCGAACAUGUCCCUCGAUCCGAAGAAUUCUUCAAUGCUUCUCUAUGGCUAUUCCGCACUAUUGCGCAAAAGUCGCCUGGGGACGUGGUCUUCAAUGAGUAUCUCCGACAGUGGAGUGGAGUGAUGCUCACUCACCAAACACAAGAGUUUGUUGGACGUGAACCUGCAGAUAAUCUGGUGAUUGGCUUUUCGGCACUGUUAGAAUGGUGCCUUGAGUUGGCCAACGCUGCAGGUGUCACUUUGAAUACACUGACUAUUGCCGAGGACAUCUUCAACCAGUACCUGUUCCCGGACUUUUCGCCUGAGACGGCGGAGCACGUAGUCCCUCAUGUUCCAGUGAUGCACAGCUACACCCGCUCCAGCCUUUACAGCGUGGUUCUCUUGUUGUGCAAGCAGAGCGAUCAGACUUAUUGUCGAAUUUUGGAACUGCUCGGCUCAAAUGUUCCCCGAGACUCUCUCUAUCUCGAAUCUGCCUUUGACCGAUCGUUAAUGCUUCGGUCGCCGGAAGGCUAUGCGGGGCUGAAGAACCUCUCGAACACUUGCUAUCUCAAUUCGCUCAUGACUCAGCUCUUCAUGAAUAUUGAUUUCCGGGAUUUUAUCCUCAAUCUGCCCAUUACUGAUCGCAUUUCACAAAAGCUUCUCUAUGAAACCCAACGGCUGUUCACAUGGAUGCAAGAGACUUGGAGCAAGGGUAUCGAACCCUCAGAAUUCGUGAAAAGCAUUCUUACAUACGACAACGAGGAGAUCGACGUCACUGUCCAGAUGGAUGUCGAUGAGUUUUACAACCUGCUCUUUGAUCGCUGGGAGGCCCAGGUUCUCGAUGGUGAGAAGAAAAAGAGGUUCCGGUCUUUUUAUGGAGGGCAGCUUGUUCAGCAAAUCAAGUCAAUGGAGUGCGAUCAUAUCUCUGAACGACUUGAGCCAUUCUCUGCGAUCCAGUGUGAGAUCAAAGGAAAAGCGACACUGGAAGACAGUCUGCGGGCUUACGUGGCGGGUGAGGUUAUGCAGGGAGAUAACAAAUACUCCUGUACCUCAUGUGGACGGCAUGUUGACGCUGUUAAGCGUGCUUGUCUGAAAGAUGUUCCUGACAACCUGAUCUUCCACCUGAAGCGUUUUGACUUUGACAUGGUACAUAUGCUGAGAAGCAAGAUUAACGAUGAAUUCCAAUUCCCUCACCACAUCGAUAUGUCACCCUACACAGUUGAGCACCUUUCUGACCCCGAGCAAACCAUCGCUCCGGAUAUGUUUGAAUUGGUUGGCGUUCUUGUGCACACCGGUACAGCCGAAUCAGGUCAUUAUUACUCAUAUACCCUCCAACGUCCCUCGUCCGGCGGGGAAGCUUCUUGGGUCGAGUUCAAUGAUUCUGAUGUCUCCAAAUUCGACCCUUCUUUGAUCGCAAGCCACUGUUUCGGUGGCCCGAGUGAGACCAUGCAGUAUAUCAACGGGGCCCCAAAGAGCAAAGUGUGGAAUGCAUACAUGUUGUUCUACCAACGUGUGUCUACCAUUGAGAAAUCCAAAGAGGUCUUCAAGCCAACGAAGCCUGAUGUUCCUGUACACGUUCCGGUGUCAAUCACAACCCAGAAUUAUAUUGCCAUGGACAACGAGUUGCUUAUUCGGGUCUACUGUCUUCUGGAUCCACAAUACGCAUUUUUUGUGCACAAGUUACUCCAGCGAUGGCCCAACAUGGCUCUCGAGAAUGCCGAUAAAAUAAGAGCGGAAUCGUUGGCUAUCGAUAUUGGGAUGGACACCAUUGAGCAAUUAGUUACUCGUACCAAGGAUCUUCAAGGACACCAAGAACUUUACGGUGAACUCAUUGACAUGAUUGACAAGAGUCCCAACGCUGCUCAAUCCACCCUUGAGUGGGUUGUUGACCGGCCAACCUCACUUUACAACAUCAUGAUCAAGACGCAGCAGCCGGAAAUCCGAAGCAAAGCAAUUAUGCUGAUCAAUCAUGCCUUGAAGCAGCUCCACUUGAUAUCCACAGAGCCGGAUUUCAACGAAGAUGAACGGAUAUUGUGGUGCGACCGAUUUGAAGAUCUCAUUCAACGCAUUGUGGUCAUGCUGUCAAGCCUGUGGUCCGAUGUACAAUGCACUAUGCGGGUUUGGGAGGACUACUUUGGCUUCCUUCUCAAACUUUCCAAUUACGGCGCAAGUGUCAUUCAGAUCUUACUUGAGCAAGGGUAUUUUGCCGUCUGUUUGGAAAUUCUCUGGAUUGAUGAAGCGGAUACCAAGAGACUGCGCAAUCGACAUCCAAAUUAUGCGCGCCUAUUGAGCAAGGGACGCCGUUUCAGCUAUCAGUCUUUGCUGUCAUUGUGCCUGGUCUUUUUCAGACAUGUUGACCUUUCGCUUCGCCCUACCCCUGUUGGUGGACAGAGGCGAAUUCUUAACGGGAGGUUCUCAACUAACACCAGGGAAAUGGACCUCAUCAAGCCAACUGACAGUGAAGGUUCUUUGUCCCUCUUGGUGAAGGUUGUGAACCACGAUAAUCUUGCCAGGUCCCCGGUCAUCCGCGUUCUCAUUGGAAUAUUGCUAGAUGGUGAGCCUGAGACAGAUUUAUUGAAUUCCAUCCAAUCAACACUGGAAAGUGGCGUGAGAAUCGACCCUGCUGUCCAAUGCGCACCUUUUCUGGGUGCAGCCGCAACGUUCUGCCAACGUUGCCCAGACGAGCGACGAGUCGUUGGUAUGAUUGAGUUUAUUGCAAAGGGAGUCGAAAGCAUCAACAACAGCGGCGGCCAGGAGCACAUCGACUUCUUCAUGCAUCUCUGCCAUGGCACCAACGAGCGCCUGAACAUGGAACCGGCUACUUUCAAAGAACUUGUUCUAGAAAGCAUUCCCAUCUGGGCCCCGACCUUGCUCAUUUAUAAGGAUGAGACUGUUCGUCGGAACAUGCACAAUGUCCUCGAAGAGAAGCUCUUCAAAGAGGAGAACACGGAAACCGAUGCAGCAGACAUUGAGCAAGAUGGUGACCUACCCAAUGAUGAAUUACAGACGCUCGAGCAACAAAAGUCUACUACUCAAGCACGGCGCCAUAACAUUGGCCGUCGGCUUCUGAGAAGUUGUAUCCAUCGACUGAAACUUUCGUUCUUGAAUGAUCAAAUCAAUCAUGUCGACGGAAGAUUGCUUGAAAACAUCGCCCCAGUGAUGAACUACUGUCUAGCCACCUUUUACGGAGAUGAGACGGACCAGGACGACGGCCUGCAGGCCAAAGAACUCCUCUCACUGCUCAGAGCGAUGUCUCUCGAAGAAGUCCCUGACGACCCGCCUUCCGGUAGGCUUCGAUUCCUAUCCCUCGUGAAUGGCCCUGAAACAUCAUCUAACCCGAUACCCUUAGAAUCAGACGUGGUAUCCGUCGAGGAAUGGGAGGCAAACUCUGCGAUCGCAACAGAUUCCGAGACAGGAGUUCCUGGAUCUCCCUAA
Molecule: messenger RNA, 7098 nt
Organism: Penicillium paradoxum
Lineage: Eukaryota; Fungi; Ascomycota; Eurotiomycetes; Eurotiales; Aspergillaceae
Exons: 11
Coding region: 1-7098 (2365 amino acids)
Biological process (GO): protein deubiquitination
Cellular component (GO): cytosol; nucleus
Molecular function (GO): cysteine-type deubiquitinase activity; cysteine-type endopeptidase activity
Source: RefSeq, a predicted model, not a curated record